AUGAUGCCUGCCGCAAUUGCUGAUGCCCCAGCGGUCGCCAUGUCAUUUGCCAACAACUUCUGGGGCAAGGACGAUGCUGGCGUCGGUCCCCUUCUCGAGCGCAUGGUGAAUUCGAAGCAAACCUGCGAUGAGCUCAAGUCAUUCUAUGGCGCACGAGCUGCGAUCGAAGAUGAAUACGCCCGAAAACUGCUUAACCUUAGCAAGAAAUCCCUAGGCACCCACGAAACCGGAACAUUGAAGGCUUCGCUGGACACAGUCCGCAGCGAGCUCGAGGCCACGGCCAAGCAGCACCAAAGCAUUGCCGCGCAAAUGAAGACGGAGCUCGAAGAGCCGCUCGCAGCGUUUGCAGGGGGUAAUAAGGAGCGUCGAAAGAUUAUUCAAGGCACGGUCGAGAAGCUGCUCAAAGUAAAGGUCCAGCAGACAAAUCAGGUGAACAAGACUCGAGACAAAUACGAACAAGAAUGCUUGAAAAUUAAAGGUUAUCUCGCACAAGGCCAUAUGGUCAUGGGCCAAGAAGAACGUCGAAACAAGGCCAAGUUGGAGAAAACGCAAAUCAGCCUUGCAACUUCAAACACGGAAUACGAGAAUGCCGUCAAGAUAUUGGAAGAGACGACAGUCCGAUGGAACCGAGAAUGGAAGGCUGCUGCCGAUAAAUUCCAGGACCUUGAAGAAGAGCGGCUCGACUUUACCAAGAACAGCCUCUGGACAUUUGCCAACAUCGCCUCAACCGUCUGUGUCAGCGACGACGCAUCUUGCGAAAAGAUUCGACUCUCUCUCGAGAGCAUGGAUGUGGAGACUGACAUUGUCACUUUCAUAACUGAGCGUGGUACAGGCCAAGAAAUCCCCGAGGCUCCCAAGUAUAUCAACUUCGUCCGCGGCGAUGUUCACGAUACCCAGUCUGAGGCUUCCGAAGAUGAACACAACUAUACGGUGGCGCAAUUUCCUCGGAGUAUCAAUCCGGCUUUCCGCUCCUCUUCGCCGCAGCCUUCUACGUUUGAGUCUCAUCAUGAUCCCAACUCGGCCCUAGCAAACGAUUUGGCUCACAGGCCUCCCGUCAAGCCAACUGGCCGCGAGGGUGCGUCGACUCCUCAAAGGAGCCCCCAGAAGUUGCUUCCGGCUGGACGCCCAUCCAUGGAUGAGCCGCAUCGUAAGCAGCAACCUUCAAGCAUGGACGAUCGAUAUCGAAAGCAACCACUAGCGGUUGAGGAUCAGUAUCGCCGGCAGCUGCCUCCUGCAGAAGAGCAACAGCAGCAGCCUUACGGAAGACAGCCACAUGCAGCUGAUGACCAAUAUCGCAGGCAGCCGCCUGCGGCCGAGGAUCAAUACCGCAGACAACCACCGACCACGGAGGAGCAGUUUCGCAGGUCCCAAACGAAUUCGCAGCCCCCAUCGCCAUACGACACUCGACACCAGAGUCCAAAACCAACGACCCCUCACGACCCCUAUCCAAAGGAUGGAAUGACGAUGCUCUGCCGCCCCGGUGCCCCGUCAGCCAGCAGCCCUCAGAUCCAAUCAGCCAGGACCUCUGGCCGGGACUCCCGCAGCGAAUAUUCCGAUCCCACGUCAAUUUCUAGCCAGGAGCCUCAAAGUGGCAAAGGGUCUCCUAUCAAGCAGGAUCCGCCAGCUUCUGCAAGCCCUGAUAAUCGGAUGCUCAAAAAGAAGAGCGGCUUCUUCCAGAACCACAGCCCUUUUAGGCGCAAGAGCACCAAGGAUUUGCAAGCUGCCGCCAAUGGUAACCCAUCGCCUAGCAACAGGAACACCUGGCACCCGUCCCAGUCGCAGACAUCGACGAGUCCUCUGCGUCGACCUCAGCCCUACAGCGGCAACAGUGAGCCGCAAACUCGCAAUCUGCUGAAAGAGCGAACCGCCAGCCCAGAACCGAUCGAUGCCAAUGCAAGCUUAGCUCUCGGAGUGGGCGAAAACGUUCUGCCCGUCACAACAUCUGACACCAAUCGACAAAGACCACAGCAGCCAGUUCAGAAGGCUGAGCCGCAGGAUCCAAUUGCAGCUGCCUUGGCAGAGCUUAAGAACGUCAAUGUGGGCAAGCAAGCCUCCGUGAGGAUGUCGGCCGAUCAGUAUCAUGGUAUUUCUACGCCUGUUCCAAGCACGGAGGCUGCCAUGACACGGGCCUUUCCAACGCCUGGCAGCCAACCUCCGCCUUCGUAUCAGUCACAGACUCAGGUGACAAGGCUGGGUGUCCCUCCCCCAGCUGUGACGUCUAGGGCAAUGAAGGAGGCUACUCAGAAGAUUGCGAGCCAGUCCAGGAGCGUUUAUGGUGACGACGGCCGCAGAGGGUCUGUGAGCAGCGCUGCCUCACCUAUUUCCCGACCCGGCACUCGAGGCAACGAUGGCUCGGUUUCUCCAGCGACUAACCGCGGCGCAUCCCCUCAACCCCAACGGCGCAUGAGCAACGAUCCUCGACAGACGGGUCGCCAUUCAGUGUCACCAAACCCUUAUCAUGACCAUCGGCGGAAUGGCUCUCAAACCAGCUUAUCGCAGCAUAAUCAAGGGUACUACCGCGGUGCGUCCCCCCACGGUUCGACCCGAGGAUCCACCAGGGGUGCUUCGCCAAACCCAUACCGAGGCGAUUACAACCAUUCUCAGAGCCGUCCACCGAGCAGUUAUGGUGGUGGGUCUGAAAUGGCGGUACAACUGGCUGGUGGUGGCGAUGAUCGAUAUGGCUCAACUCGAAGUCGAAGCUCCGUACGCCCAGGCUCCCGUGCCGUGGGUUUGUACGAGGGAGGACAUCAGCGAAGCAAGAGCGUUGCUGAUCCAUCACGGCAAUAUUCUCGAGAUGGUCGACCAAUCCUACAUAUGGCACGCGCAAUGUUCAUGUAUCAAGCAGCUAUUCCUGAGGAACUUGGCUUCGCUAAAGGCGACUACCUAACUGUCUAUCGUCAUCAAGAUGAUGGCUGGUGGGAGGCAGAAGUCCACAACGGAAGUGGCCAGAUUGUUUGCAUCUCCCAGCUUCGCUCCCAAGCUAACGCCCGCUGCGUGCGCCAGGAAACAUUCCAAGAGACCGCGCGCGUCGUCACCUCGAAGCCUGUCCAGAGGGCCGUUGUCAAUGUCGUAUUGCUCGUGUCCGGAGCAGUGACGUUGCUCUGCCUGGCAGCAGUUGCUUCUGUGCUCUUCUUCCAAAACUUUGUUCCUGACCAGUUUGUCACCACGCCGAUUCAUCUUCAAUAUGGGCUGAGCUCCAACCCAUAUGGCGUUGCUGCGCUCACCGUUCCAAUGCUGAAAUCGCAGCAAGACUACGACAUCUCCGUCACCCUCUCCAUGCCGCGAUCUCCACCAAAUGUCGAGCGAGGGAACUUUAUGAUUAGUUUAUAUCUGUUGGAUUCGAAAAUCAGCGAUACACUAGACGUGAGCGCACGUAGAUUCGCCAAUGAACGAUCUGAUUUCGAACACAGCAACGUGUUGUUUACGUCGCGGAGACCUGCCUUGAUCCCCUACGUUGAUCCUGUGGUGUCUUUGGCUUCGCGCAUUCUAUUCCUGCUCUAUCACUUGAUAGUUCCGACAUCACAGACUUGCGCAUUGAAUGUACCGGUGGCAGAGCGCGUCACCUUCCCCACGGAUUCUGCUAUACCUUCGACGGCGUACGUGGAGGUGGAGGCGGGGCAAGGAAUCCAGAUUUACAGCGCCUCCCUGACGAUGACUGCACAGCUCAGCGGUCUUCGAUGGCUCAUGUUCCAUUAUCGCCUCUUGACUUUUAUCACUUUUACGAUGCUGUUCUGGGUCUGCGAACUCGGGUUUAUGGUUGUUGCUUGGGCCAUAUUGAGUUCUCUGCUAGGGACGUCAAACAGCACGGAGCUCAAGAGCCAUAGAAGUCAGCGCCGGUCUACCACUGGAGGCAUGACUGACUCUGAUGGUUAUGAUGAGAACGACGAUGGAGAUGAUGCAUCCGACUACCCGCAACAAUUUCCUACCUAUGGAAAACAACCCCCUUUGAAGCAUGAGCCCGACGUCAAGGAUGAAGAGGAACCCAAGCAGCCUCUUCACGAGAUACCCGUUGCCGGGGAAGAGGCUGAUGACGAGGAAGAAGAUGCACCUCGAGACUCGGGCAUUGGUACAAGCUAUAGCGGAGAGGGGAGUAGCAGUGUUCGGAAAAGGUCGAUACGAUCAGACCCAGAGAGGUAG
Messenger RNA from Trichoderma aggressivum f. europaeum, 4137 nucleotides. RefSeq lists its product as uncharacterized. Bases 1 to 4137 code for a protein of 1378 amino acids. Gene Ontology annotation, cellular component: plasma membrane; cytoplasmic side of plasma membrane; cytoplasm. The transcript is spliced from 7 exons. The record is from RefSeq and is a predicted model, not a curated record. Gene Ontology annotation, molecular function: phospholipid binding; protein binding. Gene Ontology annotation, biological process: lipid storage; cytoskeleton organization. Lineage: Eukaryota; Fungi; Ascomycota; Sordariomycetes; Hypocreales; Hypocreaceae.